AUGCUUCCUACUGUCUUAUCGACAGUUCCAAAAUCCUUACUGUUUUUCAUAGCAGUCAUACUAUCACAGUAUAAAAUUCAGUGUAAAUCGUCAUUAUUGAAUGUAGAAGAUCCUGAAACUUGGAAGAAAUUAGCAGGAGAGAGAUUUAAUAAAUUUGAACAAUCGUUAACUUACUUAUUACUUAAACGACCAAAAAAUGUCAUCUUAUUUAUUGGUGAUGGUAUGAGCUUGAACACUGUUACUGGAGCAAGAUAUUUGAAAGCGGAGAAGAUGGAUCUUUUAGGUGGUGAUGUACAACUAGUGUGGGAGGACUGGCCUGUUGCAUCACUUGUCCGUACAUUCAACUCAGAUAGACUGACAACAGAUUCAGGUUCUGCGGCAACUGCUUUUAUGUCAGGUAAGUCGUAA
Messenger RNA from Schistosoma spindalis, 408 nucleotides. The record is from the annotation of a GenBank genome assembly. NCBI's taxonomy places the organism in Eukaryota, Metazoa, Platyhelminthes, Trematoda, Strigeidida, Schistosomatidae.